GUCACUGUCCACUCAGUGGGUGCUGAAAUAAAGGUCACAGAAUUUAGCGGAUGAAGCUUGAAUACAAAGAAAGCACACGAAAGGUUUUGAGGAAACCCAUUGAUCAUGCUUCACUUCAGAGAAUGCUAUUUGUUCUCACGGUAAAUGCCAAAAAGCUCAAUGCUCCGAGUGGGAAGAGUUAGCACUAUAAAGGAUGGAAUGGUCUUAAAAGUAGUGCCAGUGCACACCUCCAAACGCUCUGGCGUGCUGAGCGAGCUCAAUCAAGUGCACAUAGAAGAGGACCUCCCCUCUCCUCCGUUGCUGGGAGUGACAGGACGCUUGCUGCUCAAGCAACAAGUUUAGCGUUGAUAGCUAAGCUCUAAUUUACCUAGCUAGCUUCGUCUUCAUUUAUUUUAGCACCACAAGCAAAUAAGCAAAAAUGGAGAUACCGAUGGAUCCCUUGUUUCUUGCAUGGACCUACUUUAGAAGACGGAAGUUCCAACCAUGUUCCAGUAUUUGUUCGAAGAUAUUGGAGGACAGUCCAUACGACCAGGCUGCAUGGAGUCUGAAGACCCGUGCUCUGACAGAGAUGGUGUACAUUGAUGAGGUGGAGGUGGACCAGGAGGGGAUCGCUGAGAUGUUGCUGGAUGAAAGCUCCAUCGCUCAGGUUGCUCGCAUUGGGACAUCACUGAGGCUUACUGAAACAAGCCAUGGAGGUGGACCUACUCCAGCCAUCAGGCCCAUGACCCAAUCAGGACGUCCUAUCACAGGGUUUGUGAGGCCCAGUACUCAGUCUGGCAGACCAGGGACGAUGGAACAAGCCAUCAGGACCCCUCGCACGGCACACACUGCCCGUCCUGUUACUAGUGCGUCUGGGAGAUUUGUCCGGCUGGGAACAGCCUCCAUGUUGACCAAUCCUGAGGGGCCAUUUAUAAACUUAUCCAGACUCAAUUUAGCUAAAUAUGCCCAGAAGCCCAAUUUAUCCAAGGCUUUAGACCUGGCUGCUCUGGCCGCUGAGAAUGCUCAGUUCAAAGACUGGUGGUGGAAAGUCCAGCUGGGGAAAUGCUACUACAGACUUGGUUUACACCGGGAAUCAGAAAAACAGUUCCGAUUUGCUCUCAAUCAUCAGGAGGUGGUGGACACAUACCUCUAUCUAGCCAAGGUGUAUCAGCGGCUUGAUCAGCCUAUAACUGCACUAACCCUCUUCAAGCAAGGUCUGGACCACUUCCCUGGGGAGGUCACUCUCUUAACAGGAAUUGCUCGCACGAGGUACGAGAUGAACAACAUCACCUCAGCCACAGAGUACUACAAAGACGUCCUGAAGCAGGACAACACUCACGUUGAGGCUAUCGCCUCCAUAGGCAGCAAUCACUUCUACACGGACCAGCCUGAGAUCGCCCGGCGCUUCUACAGACGGCUGCUGCAGAUGGGAGUAUAUCAUUGCCAGCUGUACAACAACCUUGGACUGUGCUGUUUCUAUGCCCAGCAGUAUGACAUGACCCUCUCCUCCUUCGAGAAGGCUCUGGCCCUGGUGGCCAACGAUGAGGAGCAGGCUGACGUCUGGUACAACAUUGGACACGUAGCCGUGGGAAUAGGAGACCUGACUCUAGCAUACCAGUGUUUUAAACUGGCCUUGGCCUUCAACAACGACCAUGCUGAGGCCUAUAAUAACCUGGCUGUGCUGGAGCUACGCAAGGGACACAUUGAGCAGUCCAAAGCUUUCCUCCAGACCGCUGCGUCACUCGCCCCUCACAUGUAUGAACCGCACUUUAACUACUCCACUCUGUCAGACAAGACUGGAGAUCUGCAGAGUAGCUAUACAGCUGCCCAGAGGUCGGAGGAUGCCUUCCCUGAGCAUGUAGACACCCAGGAGAUCCUGAAACACCUGCGCCAGCACUUUGCUGUGCUGUGAGCUACUGAUUGACACACCUGACCUGAAAGUCCAGUCUGCCUGUGCAAUAUCUCACUUACUCAGUUGUCAUAGAGUGCUGCUAUUGAACAACAGUGACUGGCCUCCUCAUGUUAUGGUUAGACAUCAUCACGAUCUACAGACAAAUAUGAUUCUUGCAGGGACACAAAACUGUGGCUAAAUGAUAUCAAAGGCAAUCUGGCUUGGGCAACUCACUGCACAGAAAUGAUUGUAAAACAGUCGUUUACAACUGUUUUAUUUGCUCGUUUUUCUUUUCAAUGGUUGGUUCACAGGCUUGUAGAAUAGUAUUUAAGGUACCUUUAAGCACUGAUAGUAAAUGUACAUAGUAAAGUAUGAACAUGUAAUACAAAUAUUUAUAGUAAAUGUAUUUAUACUGCUAUAUUUUUAUAGUGUAUUCAGAUGUAAACCAGGGAUGUAUUUUUGUACUACCAUUCCUCUUGUCACAAUUUGUAGUCUGUCUUGUUUGUAAUGAGUAAACAAUCAAAAACAAUCAAAAAUAUACAAAACUCAUAUUAAAACAAUUUCUUUCAACAGAUACAAUCUUAUGCUAUGUAAAACUUAAAUUGACA
Messenger RNA from Coregonus clupeaformis (lake whitefish), 2478 nucleotides. RefSeq names its product tetratricopeptide repeat protein 8-like. Bases 419 to 1891 code for a protein of 490 amino acids. Gene Ontology annotation, molecular function: protein binding. Gene Ontology annotation, cellular component: non-motile cilium; BBSome; ciliary basal body. NCBI's taxonomy places the organism in Eukaryota, Metazoa, Chordata, Actinopteri, Salmoniformes, Salmonidae. The transcript has 12 exons. Gene Ontology annotation, biological process: non-motile cilium assembly. The record is from RefSeq and is a predicted model, not a curated record.